Molecule: messenger RNA, 3934 nt
Organism: Vitrella brassicaformis
Lineage: Eukaryota; Vitrellaceae
Source: the annotation of a GenBank genome assembly
CCUCGAUCAUUGAACCACAUGCAACCCGACCAUAUGUGUACCGUAACGUAUGUGUCCUCCCCCCACCCCACCACACACGCAGAUCACUGCGGUGAGUGAACAAAUAGUGAGUGCAUCAAUCAUGACAUGGACUUAGGCAGGCAGGGAGAGACAGAAAAGUAUGCAUGUCAUUCCUUCUGCCGGCAGCAGGCACCUCACCUCACCUCGGCCACAAAGACGAAGGGAACCCCGAAAACAACGAGGGGAUGGCAUUGCAAUGCAUGUGCAGUGCAUGCAUCGAUACGUGUGGACGCACGCACGCACAGCCAGCUGCCUGCCUGCCUGCCAGAUCGAAUUAGGAAACUGCCAGCUCUGACUGGCCGCUGGCUGAUGUGGUCUGGUCUCCCAACUCCAGCUGGCCAUCUCCAUCCACCCGUGACAAGACGAGUCAAUCAAUGGUGGAUCUGAUCUGCCUUAUUUAUUGACUGCCUGUGCUGGCUGCCUGUAUGGGUGUGCGUCCGUCGGCGGAUAGCUGCGACAUGGACUCCUCAAACAGGUCAGACGGCAAGUGGGCGCUCCCCCACUGUGCCAUGCUCACAUCGUCGUCUUCACCAGUCACCUGAAUCAAUCAGGGCACACACGACACGACCAUGGGAUCUCCAUACAUAAAGUGGGUGGAUGGAUGGUGAGUGUGAUAGUCGCUAGGUAGGUACCUGGCCAUCAUUGUCCGCCUUGGGUGGCAGCCACAUUCGCCCCGGCCUGUGCAGAUCGUCGGGUGGGUCGCUGCACGACCAGCUGGUGGAUUCGUCCCCAGCCGCUGUCCUCCCAUUGGGCGAUGGUGGUGCCACACCCACACCCACCCCGUCUGGCUGCAUGCCCUGGCCGCCCUCGAGCGGCCCCGUAUGCCUCUCCACCUUCUCUAUUGCCGUGUUGACGGGCUGCUGCGGCAGCGGGUACUUGAGCGCCUGGAAGAGGGGCGCGUCGGCGUUGCCGAGGGAGUAGACGCCCUGGGCGGCAUAGGGGUACUUGGCGCCCGCCUUCUUGGGGCACUCGAACGGACACACCUGCAAAUGCUUGACGAAAUCUGCAUGUAUGCAGGACACGCAAAGGAUGAACAGAUAGAUAUCAAAGGAGGGCGAGGACCGCAUUGAAUUCGAUGUGAUAUGUGUCCCUCCCUACCCGUGGCCAUUCCCGUCCACAGACAGAAGCCAUGCUUCCUGGUGGCGUCCUUGCCCUCCCCGCCCGACAAGAGCGCCUCCGCAGGGCUGCUGUUGGGACACCGCACCUUCAGACUCGCCAUCAGCUUGUGAACCAGACCUGCAGGCCCCUUGCUGUGCUCGUCGACGUCGGUCACAUCGUCGAGAGGCACCAGCAGCCUGCAGGCCGGACACAUGAUGCGGCUGAUGGUGAGGGGCUCCGACUUGUCGAUCUCGCUGUCGUGGUGGCUGACAGGUUGUGUGACGUCAGGCUGUGAGGCGACCCUGCGAGGGUGGCCGUGGGUCUCUGAGGGUGAGGAGUGGGCGGAUGGGGGCUGCAGCGAUGUGGGGGUGGCGGGGAAUGAGGGCGGGGAGGGCGUGGUGCUGCUCACACCACCGGGGAUCUGCGAGGGGUCUACAUGAGCCGCCAGGUCACCCACCCACUUCUCCCAGCAGUCGCCGCAAAACACGUCGCAACAUGGAAGCACCUGACCCAUCCAUCCAUCACACACAGCCCGUCAGACCUUCUGUAUGCACGUCUUUCCAGUGUGUCUGUCUGUCUGCGUGGUCCCUCCCCCGCCCACCUACCUACCCUACCCACCUUGGGUUUGUGUGCGACGUGUAUGCGACAGAGUUUGCAGAGGACCUCCGGUAGCUCUGAGAGGAGCAGCUCCCCGAGGAUCUUGUACGGCUGCUUCGUGGGCUCGCUGCACGUCAAACCAGCACCACUCCUGCUCAUGCUGUACGUCGCCUGCGUGUCACAACAAGGUGGGCGGGCGGGCAUACAGGCACACACCAAUGCAGGGCACCGUUGGUGUGUGUCACGUACAUCUGAUUUGGUGGACGGCAGUGCCUCUUGAAUGAGUGUGUCAGACUCCUUAAGGUCGCCCUCACGCAGCGAGUACUCCACCGGCGGCCGCUGGUGCACACCACCCCCACUCCCACCGCCAGGCUGACCGCCCCUGGCAAAGCCCUCAGCCGGCGUGGGGCGAGCUGCGAACAAGGGCUUCACCUGCAGCCAGGCCACCCAAACACCCGUCAAACAACGCCAACUAUGUAUCCAUCAAUCGAGGCCCUGUCGAGCUGUCCUCCCUCCCUCCGUCCCUUUGUGGCCUGGCCUUGCUUCUGCCCGUCGAUACGAUACCUGUGUGUGCCAGCUGGAUGCGUCUUGGUGCGACGUGCCGUUGCUCCUGUUCGCAGGGCCCAUCGCGUCGGCGUAAGGCGAGUAGGGCUGCCCCCGCUGCUGCUGCUGGUGCUGCAGCUGCUGCUGCAGCUGCUGCGAUCGAUGCUGGUGGUGCUGAUGGUGGUGUGGUCCCCGGGGGAUGUCAUAGAGCUGACCCCUCACACCAAUAUGGCAAGCAUUCGUGUUGUUGAUUUUGUUGCUGUGGUGAUGCUGGCUGCCCAUGACAACAGAGGCCGAUGAGGCUCCAGCAGGGGGUCCGCCAUCACUGUCUCGCCUGUCGCGCUUGACGACCACGAGUGAUUGCUCCUCUAGGGGCGUCAUGUGUCCCCCGCCCUUGAUGCUGUCGUCAUGAGGCGAGGGCGACACGGCCAGCACACUACCGCCGUCGCGAUUCCGGUCAAGGCUGGGGGCGGAGUCGGACGGGCCUGUGACGACGUCCACGGCCGCAGCGGCGUUGUUCUCGUGAGGUGCGGUGUUGCGAUGGUGAUCGGGGGCUGACUGCAUGGCAAGGGGGGUGAACAGGGGUAGCUCGGAGGCUGGUAUGGGGUGGUCUUCCGCCACUGCUGCCGUGGCGGGCGACUCUCGGGAGUACGAGUCCUUCCUCGCCCAGGUGGCCCGAACACGGCUGCCCCGGAUGCGAAUCAAACCUGACACACAUACAGACAGACAUACACACACGAGGAUAUGACAUGGGUGUGUGUGUCCAAGCCAAGGGCCGGUGGGCAGCAGCUCGGCAGGAUGCCUAAAGUACCUGCCUCCGCUGCUCGCAGUGCCGACUCCGCCAUCGGGUGCGUCCCGAACCUCACGAAAGCGUAGCCUAUCAACACACACACAUUACACAUAAGUCAAGUCCACGCUCGCGAGAGUGAAUGCAAUGCACUUGGCCUGCCCCCCCGCAUGAAGACGUGCGGACCCAGAUGAUCCAUACGUACGUACCAGCAGUGGCGGUCCACUCCUUGUUGGGGUGCCGGCUCUUCUUGUCGCACACCACCAUGGCCAACUCAACAGUGCCGUACCGUCUGAACCGACAGACACAUUGAAAGGAAGGACACGGACACCCCCCCCCACUGCACAGACAGACAUGUGGUGCAAGGCAAGGCCUCGCACACUCACUUGAAUGUGACGACGAGGUCCUGGCGUCUGCACAGCACAGAACAGCAACACACACAGUCAACAACUACUGCAGGCGUCGCAUCCCAAAUGGCUGGCUGAAGUCCUUACGUGGUGGUUGGCGGUACGUUGACAAUGACGGUGAGCAUCGCCCGACCGCCGCCCAUCGACAGCAGGUGGCCGCCGCUGCUCGGCGGAGCCGCACCAGGGGCAGCAGCGCCAUGGUGAUGCGUGUGAGAGGGAGGCAUCACACAGCUGCUGCACACACAUAGGCAGGGCGACAGAACAUCGUCUGUCUGCCUGUCACUGCUGUGGUCCUUGCCUGCCUUGCGAAACGCACCUCGGCCUGUGUGGAUAGUUGUGUGUGUGAUAGAGACCGGGCGACGGUGCCAUAUCGUGGUUGCGAUGGCGGUUCUGCUGCAUCACGUCAUGACUCGGUUGUGCGUCGCAUCUCCUUCCCUCCCUG